AUGGAAAAGGAUCAUGCUAACCGAUCUAGGCCUCUUACCUUUAGUCUAUCAAAAUUUGAUGAUUGGAAAGUAAGGAUGCAGGCACAUUUCUCGGCGAUCCAUGAUGAAAUGUGGGAUGUCAUAUGCACAGGACCCAUCACAGUGAUGAUGGUGAACACCAAUGCUGCUGCACAAGGAGCUGGUGCAGAACCCAUGAUACCGAAACCAAAGGCUCAACUCAACUCUGAUGAGAAAGCGCGAGCUAACUUGGACAACGUUGCUCGAGAUAUCCUCUACAAAUCUCUGGACGAUUCCAUGUUUCUGAGAGUUCGCAAAUGCACAACAGCAAUGAAAAUCUGGAACGUUCUUAUGAACUUGGGAGAAGGAGAUGAGCAAGAAAAGGACAACAAACUCACUGUUGCCAUGAAAAAGUUUGAAGACUUCAAGAUGAUGCCUAACGAAGCUAUCACUGACAUGGAGCUCAGGUUCACAAAGUUUCUAGGUGAUCUUUCAGACCUCGGAAAAGAGCUCACUGAAAAAGAGAAGAAUUUGAAGAUUCUUCGAGGUCUCCCGAAAUCAUGGGACAUGAAAGUCACCGCAAUGAGAGAUCAUCGCGAUAUGAAAACCACGAGCACAAGAAAAAUCUUUAGUGAUCUGAAAGCUUAUGAGUUCGAGCACGAACAAAAGGAGUUGGAAGAAACCGAGAUCAGAAACGUGGCUUUGGUGGCCAACCAACAACCCUCGACGUCAAAUAGGUCAACCUCUAACUCUUCAAAUUUUUUAUCUGACGAGCAAUAUGCCAUGUUUGUUAGGAAAAUGAAAAGAUUCAUACGGAAAAACAACUUCCAAGACUUUCAAAGAUCAUCAAGCCGAAGUCAACAUGAAAGAUCUCAGCUUCCACCAAGACAAGAAACAGUGGAUUCCCAAAUGCUGUGCUACAAUUGUCGAAAGCCUGGACAUUUUAAGGCAAAUUACCCACAUCCAAUGGUUAGCAAACAUCAGGACUCUGGCACGACAAAAGAAACUGGCGAAUCCAUCAAAAGGAAUGACAAACCAGAAUCAUCGAACUCCAGAAACGAAAGAAGGAGAAAAACAAUGGUCGUAAAUGAAGCGACCGAAAACAAUGAAUCCGAAAGCAGUUCCUCAAGCUCAAGCUCGGAUGAUGACAGUGCUGAAGAAGAAAAGGGACUGUUGUGUCUAUUCAGCGAGGAAGAAGAAUCAAGUGAAGUGUGUCUUAUGGCACAAGAUGAAGAGGUAGACUCUCAAUCCUCUUCCUUUCUUUCAUUAGAAAUGAACUCAUCAAAUGAUCAAAACUCCAAUGGAUCUGUCAGUGAUAUGAUGAGGAGAUUUGCUAUCAUAAAUAGCACAUACUUAGAAUUGAAAGAAGAGAACUCUCGACUAUUGAUCAGCCACAAUGAGCUAAGGCGAGUUCGAAUAGAGAACGUAAAGCUAGCCAUUGUAAAGGAUCAGCUCGAAAAGCAAGUUCUAUCUCUCAAAGAGCAGUGCAUAGAAAGAGAAAAGCGGGAGCAACAUUUGCGUGAGGUUCUUGAAUCAUUUAAUAAUUCGUCCAAACUGAUGGACCGAAUGGUAAAUGGUUCAAAACCGCCUGGGGAAAGAACCGGAAUUGGUUAUGACCUCGGCUCCUCUUCACAUGUCACUUAA
This is a messenger RNA of Ipomoea nil (Japanese morning glory), 1641 nucleotides long. RefSeq lists its product as uncharacterized. The record is from RefSeq and is a predicted model, not a curated record. Bases 1 to 1641 code for a protein of 546 amino acids. NCBI's taxonomy places the organism in Eukaryota, Viridiplantae, Streptophyta, Magnoliopsida, Solanales, Convolvulaceae. The transcript has a single exon.